CGGUUGCCGGCUCGCUUCGCCUGCUCCGCUCCUGCGAGUCAACGUUGGAAGGCUAUAUCGCAUGGAAGGACCUAUAGCACAUGGAAGAAAAAGCUCAGACCAGGAUACCUUUGGUUUCCAGGUUGCCAAGAUAUGGAACAAAGCCUGCUGGAAGUACCUUACAGCCUGUUCCAAACGGGAGGGCUCCUCACCUUUCAGGGAAUGCACAGAUCAUUGACACAAAUUUCAGCAAGCACAAUGGCACCAGUCGUCUGUCUUCCUGUAGAAAGCCUAACAAAUUCCCUCUGGGAGAUCGGAUCGGUAAUGAAUAUAACUCCAGUCAGGAUCCCAGUGAACGAGUGACCGGGUCGGGACGAUGUCCUCAGUCUGAAGGAUCCGUUGGUCAGGAAGAGCUUAGGACCAGUUCAAAAACCACAUUUUCAAAAGCAGCGAAACAAGCCACCAUGUUUGUAUCGCCCGUGGAAGACUUCAGUCAGAAAGGUUUGUCUGGUGUGUCUAAUUCGAAGUAUGCCAAAAGUUCUUUGUUAAGCAGGAUGUCCUACCCUGGAUUUAAUGCGCCCAAACCCCAGUUGAAUGGGAUUUGUGGCAGCCAGUCGAUGGUAGGCUUGCAGAGGAUUAGAGGGAACCAUUUUGUCACUCGGAGUAGCUCAGGGGAGAGCCUGGCGAGACCCACCGACAAUGUUCCACCCGCUUGUGAAAAAAUGGUCCGGUCUCAAAGCUUCUCACAUUCCCUUCAAAGCUCUCUCUUGCCUCGCACAUCUCUUACCCGAUCCCACUCGUUUAACCGAGCGGUGGAUCUGACAAGGCCUUACCAGAAUCAACACCUAGCCCGUAGACCAUCGCAGAGGCCGACUCUCCUGUCGAGAAGUGCCCGCCAGUUAGAUGUGCCCAACGGGAACGAGCCUUCGAGGUACGAGUUUCCCAGGUCAUUGGCUGCUUUAGCACCUUCUCACGUCAAGAAACAGCCCCUCUUAAAUGGCUCGGGGGAUGCGUCCCCUGUGAGGUUCAGAUCAGGCCGCCCGUCGUUGCUGAAGCCCAUGAACCAACAUUUGAGUAGAAAGAUCCCCAUGGAUGGCAGCGCCAGGAAAGAUCCUGCAAAUAGUUUAAUGGAAGACCUGAUUUCCACAGAGGUUAAAAGAGGCGAUGCUGAUGCCAUAGAAACCCAGAGCAAUGAUUUUGUGGAGAGUAGCUGUAAGAUGUGUACGGAUGGCGACGUGGAUGAAAUAUCAAUAUCUUCCCUGUCCUCUUCGGAGAAAAAUGACCUUAGCGAAGAUUUUAGCGAUGAUUUUAUAGAUUUAGAAGAUCCCAGCCGAACCGUGCUGAUUCAAGAUGAGAAAGUUCCUGCUGAAAAGCUGGAAGAUAGAAAUGGAAUGCCACCACAUCAGCUACUAUCUUUUCAGGAAAAUGAGAAGUCGAACUAUAAUAACGAGGAAUGGCUGCAUAUACAUGUGUCAGAAGUAGAUGACAAGAGUGGAACUGCCAAACUUCCCACUGGGAUCAAUGAAAUUUCUUCGGAAAUGGAUUACAGAGCUGGCUCCUCUUUUGAGCUUUCUCCCUCUGACAGCUCGGAUGGGACCUACAUGUGGGAUGAAGAAGGGUUGGAGCCCAUUGGGAGUGUCCAUCCGUGCGGCAGUUACGAUUCUUCAGAAAUUAACAGCAUCGAUAUCUUGAACAACCUUGAGUCGUGUGAUCUUGAAGAUGAUGAUCUUAUGCUUGAUGUCGAUUUACCCGAAGACACACCCUGUGAUAAUGAGGAAUGUGACAAUAUGAACCGUUAUGAGCGCCCGGACAGAAAUAUUCGACAGCAGAAAGCAGAGGGACUCUGGAAGAGAACACCCCAGAGGUGGAAUACUCAGGAUCAUUAUCAUCUUAGUCCCACUGAGCACUACUCCCACAUCAGAAAUGAUCUGAACAGGGGUGGCAACUAUGUCGAUACUCCCCCUGUCAGUCAUCUCGAAGGCUAUGGGGCAUCAGGCUUUUAUCCACCACUGAGGAGCUUGCCAGCAAAUACUGUUUUAUUGGACGAAAUGACCCUUCGGCAUAUGGUCCAAGAAUGCACAGCGGUGAAAACCCAGCUCUUAAAAAUGAAAAGAAUACUCCAUCAGAAUGAUGAAAACAUGUCACUACACAACAUCACAUUCACAGUGCCAUCAAGUCCAGAAGAGCCAGAACCCGAACCGCUAUUUAAGACUGACGAAUUACUGAGCGAGAUCACACGGCUGAAAGACGAUUUGAAAAAGAAAGACGAGACCAUCCAAGAACUUGAACGUCGUCUUGCUGUUGGGUGUGGCUGUCACAAAGGCAGCAAGAUGCCUGAAGCAACCACGUGCAGCUUUGCUGACAAAUUCACCCAGACGACCUGGAGAAGAAAUGCGCCUCAAGUACUACAGCCUUCCAGCCACCUUCCCCAUUCCGCAGACUUCAGCCAGGGAAAACUAGCAAAAGCAUCAUCCACCGUGGCUCGCAGUGAACCCCCUCCUCAGGACCAACCUGUUGGCCACGAAGGCGACAAUGCUGCCCUCGGCUCCGGCACGGACAGCAGGCGUGAACCAAGCACUUUAAACACACAGCGGAACGAGGACAGCUCCCUGGCGAACGCACAUUCCAUCAAGAACGAAGGGGUCAGAGAAAAAGCUAAAGACCUAGCCAGUCGGAAAUCGAAGGCCUUGCAACCCCUUGGACCCUCGGCCAAGUUGAACGCGCAGGACGGGCAGGCCAAGCUAGCUCUCAAAAGUCACAGCUCCAGGCCAAACCAGGCUUUGCCACCAAAGAUGUCGAGAGCUCUCCGAGCCCCGAAGCAGACCGUGCCAGUGCCUCCUCCUCAUCCUCAUCCAGCAACCUCUUCGAGAGUCUCCCUUGUGCCUCCACUGAGCAGCCAGGCGCAACCCCUGUCGGAGUCCAACCUCUCCCUUCCAAGUAGCAGGAGCCAGAGGGCCUCCAAACUUCGCCCUCCAGCCAUUUCCUUCCGCCCCAAGCCGAGGACAAUCCCCCAAACCAUCGUAGCUCCUGAGCAGCAGAGGUUUCAGGCUAGCACCUCGAAGCCCCUGACGCCAGCGAAAGAUGCCCCCCAGAACCGAGACCCAGCCCUUCGCCCCGGGGAGGGCCUGACGUUGCAUCGUCACUCCCGACUCCCUAAACCAAAGACGUAGCCCAAGCGGGACUCUCUCCAAUGUCAUUGCCGUGGUCCUUUUCCCAUGACCCUGCUUGCCCACGCCUUUCCUGGCCAGGAGGCCCCAGGGAGAGCCUGGAGGCACCAAAUGCUGCACGUCUCCUGAGUAGGCUUCUUCUUAUCAUCUCAGUUUUACCCUCUUUAAAAGUGUGCAUUGCUCCUUCAAGCCUCGAUCUGCAUGAGCCUGUGACCUCUCCUGAGGGCACCAAUGGUCUUCCCCUGCCCAGGAAGUUGCUGACGGAAAUUGUAUCCUUUGGAUGUCUCCCCCCCGCUUCAAAGAAUAGACGAGUGAGGCCUACCUUCUGGUUCUGGGAAUUAAUUAUAAGCGAUGGACAAAUGAUACUUGCUGAUCUCUCUCUCUCUCUCUCUCUCUUUUUUUUUUUUUGGUUGUGUAGGUUUCUUCUUUCCAUGUUGCUCUUCAGCCAUAAGUCUGUCUCUGUAUCUCAAGAGGCCUAUGCAAAUCGUCUCUAUUUAUAACCCUCAAACUUUGUAAAAGAUGUAUAUUUAAUAUUUAAUGGAGGUUGUAUGUUUUCGCAAGAAAGAUCCCAACUUGUUCUCUGUGUUUUUGGGGUCCAUAUUCACAAGUGGCCACAAAUUUUCACAGGGUGAAGUGGAUAUAUUUAUAUUUAAAUUCUUACCCGUUCCUUGUAGAUAAGCUGUAGAAUAUAUAAAUGUUUAAUCAGUUAUCAUGGCGUAACUGAAAAACUGUAUUUAAUAUAUAUCCCAAGACUUUGGUUUAUACCAACGGUUGUCAAAUGGCUUUGUGAUGGGACUCUGGAAAUGAUGAGUCCAUGACCGCCAGCUUGUAAAUUUUCAUUUCAAGGCUUCCUUAAUGGUAACACUAUUUAUUGAGUUCUGUUACAACUAAAAAUCUCAAAGAAGCCAAUUUGGAAUGUUUGCACAAAAUUUUGCCAUAUGUGUAGGGAUUCAAAAAUUAUUUUUCAUAAUAAAGCUUACGUUUUUUAAAACCCUAUUUUUAAAAUGCAAAUGCAUUUAUGUACGCGCACACACACUUGGGGAAACCUUGGGAAGUCAUAAAAGAACAAAAAUGUUUUAAACUUUAUCGAAAUGAUAGAAAGUCACUGGAGACAGAGAAAUUCUGUCAGAUAUAGGCCAUCAAUGGAAGGAAGGCUUAACGAGAACCACAGAAACAAACGUUGUAUAUGUGGUUCAAUUGUCUUAAAAUCUUAUUCCAGUAUCAAUCUGAGAACACUUGUUUGAAAUGGCAUUUAAAAAAAACACUUAAAAGUGUUAAAUAAAACUUGAAAAAUACACCACAGCAUUCAUUUUGAGCUCUGCUGACUAUUACUUAUAGAAUGCUUCUUAUAGAAAAACACAUCCUUAAAAAAACAACAAUCAAAAUAACCUUCCCAAACCUGGCACACUCCAAAUAUAUCGGGCUAAAUCUUCAUCGUCCUCAAAUAAUCUGGCUAGCUAGGAACUGUGGCCUAUUUGGAGGGCACCAGAUAGGCUAAAUUAAGCCAGGGAAAAGUAGCUUUGGUUUUCUUAAGAAGGAUAAGUAAGAAAUAUAUGGAGCCAACUUAAGUUUAUCAUCAAAAGACUGACCCAGGAACCAUUAGCUGGGUUUGUGUCGCUUGUAAACCUUGACGGUGUGCAGUGAAAUGUUCUUGAUGUUGUUGGCCGGAAAAUGCUUUCUUGGGUGGGUGGGUAGGGAACAGUUUCUUCAAGUGGCAGACAUGCUCUAAGCUUCAGUUGCCCCUUUUUUGUGAUGGUGGUUGAAGGAGGACUGUGUUUAAAACAGGCAGGGUUUUUUUGUUUGUUGUAACAUUAGCUCCAUGAACCUCAACGAGGAUCACAACCUUGUUUAAUCCAGGCCGACCAGCACAUCGGCCCAGGUAGUUGCGGCUGAACCCUUGGCCGAUCAGUCUGGCACCGUGGGGGUGUGUCAAACGCAGCCUGUCCAGUGAGCCGUUGUCCAAGCAUGCCCACUGACCCAAUGGGACCCAAGGGUCUGCCUACUUUCAACACUAUAAAUAUGAUGGGAUCCUAUGUAAUCGCACAAACAUCGGCUGUCCAGAGGGGGAUCAAAAAUAAAAAUUAAAAAUCUACAACCACCGUCUUGCUCUUUUUGACACCUUCUGGAUGCCGAUGAUCGAGCUGUUUCUCCCCCACUCCCCUAAUAUUUAACCCCAUCUUCUUGUCCCUGUCAAGAUGUGAAUGUACCAUGUCAACAGAAGACGCCUAACCACUAAGGAUACCUGUAGAGUUAGACAAAUGAAAAACAGGGGAGAGAGAGGAGAGAGAGAGAGAGAGUUGUCUCACACUUCUCAAUGGCAAGUAAUAACUGUAAUCUGGCUUACAAAAGCACAACUGCAUCAGGUUGAACUACGUCUGUACCAUGGUAUGCAUUUAGGAGGGCCUUCAGCUAGCAUUUUUAAAUUCAUGUUCCUGGCAUUAACUUUAAGCACUUCAUGAGAAGUAACCCUUCGAGGUGGCCUGUUUGCUUCAGGAAGAUACAGCUCUUGGAAGGGGGGAAUUUCUUUCCCAAGAUAACACUAGCCUUUUGCUCCCAAUUUCAUUGUCAGGCUGGCCAUGGCGCUAGAAGCAAGCUGAUGGUAGCAGAUGGCAGCGUGUAAGGUUGGCACUCAACCUGUAAACUCUGUCUUGAGGCAACUUCACUCACCCAGAGAGGGUUGACUGAGCUGCCCUGAGUCGUAAUUUUGGGCAUUAUGUUCGGGCAAAGCGAAGGUGGGACCUGGUGGGUUUUUAAGCAUUGUUUGUGAGUCUCCCUUAUACAACUGAGAGGGCCACCCCUUUUGAAUGCAGUUGUGUCAGAGAAAGUUCUUGUGUAUGUUUAGGGCCGAGGUCUCCAAACUUGGCAACUUUCAAGACUUGUGGACUUCAAUUCAAUUCAACCUGGGAAUUCAAUUCCACAAGCCUUAAAGUUUGGGGACCCCUGGUUUAGUAUGAUCUGAAGGCUCAUUCAAGUGGGUAGGAGUCUCAGAUAGGCAGCCAGAUUCACAGUGGCCUUAACGAUUUCUUUAAGGUGGAAAAAAAAGAAUCUUACGGGAUUUUAUGAAUUUUUGCUUUUUGUUAACAUGCAUUGUGUCCAUUGGAUUCUGCUGCAAUUAUUCCUAAGGUGUUAAACCACUCCAAUGUGUAUCAUGAAGUGGAAAUGGAACAAAACAGAUUUGCACUUGAUGAGCGUGGAGUUGUGCCUAAAUUUAAAGGUCCACGACUGAAGUAGUGAAAUAGUUUUUCACUACAUAUUAAUGUUCAUGUUUCAGGUUUUGUUUUUGUCUUUAAACAUAAGCUUUCAGCCCCUGAAACGCUUCUCUGCCUCUUCACUAUCCCAAAGUAUUCCUGGAACUGUGGCUUUGCAUGCCUACACAACCUGGUCUCGCAAAGCUUUUUUUGUCUUGUUAAGCGUCUUCUUUCUGAACCCCCACUUUCUUCACGCUGUAACUCAAAAAGAGAAAAUUCCUAAGGCGUUUGUCAAAACUGAGGCUUGCCUUUAGAAUGGCUUGAUUUGAUUAUUAUUAUUUUUUAAAAAAACAUUAGUCAGCAAUAAAUGCCAUCUGCCUUGUGCAAACAAGGAGCAUCACAUAUUUCAAGAAUCCAGGAAUAGGGAGUUGCAAACCGUCUACACCGCUAAGCCUUUUGUGCGAUGGUGCAUUAAGCAUCCUAAGGUUGAUUCCCCCCCCCCUCUCAUUUUUUUGGCAUUUUUACUUUUGGUAGACUUUCCUGCUUACCACCAGAAGCAUCCUGGAACCAGACUGACAAUUCCAUUUGGUCUCCCCGUUAUCUGAUAGUAGCGGUUCUCCAAAUGCAACAGACCUGGUCCAGUUGAAUUGUAACCCCAUUGGAAGACAACGCCCCUAAAUUUAAACCUGUCCUUGCCUUUGGCUGGUUCAGCCUCUGUGGGAUUAUCGUGUCAGUGAGUAGUGCCUUUGUUGAAACGCAAUCAUGGUUAGAGAAAUUGAGCUGGGUCUUUCAGAAACUGAAGUUUAACGUUGAUCAACUGCUGCGGUCAAGCUGCUCACUGCCUGUGUGAUUCUCAAAAGCACCAUGAUUAAUCAAGAUUAACUGCAGCCUUAGUCUUUGUACUAAAUCAGUACUAGCUGCAAAAUACUCUUUAACAAUGUAGUCUCUUUGCCUAAAGGGGAAAAAGAAAAAGAAAAAAAGAGAGAAAUACUGUAUACUGGAACCUGCUUGUAAAGAUAAUUUAAAAAGCCUGUAUGUAAAGACUUUCCUCAGUGUUGCUUUAUUGAAUAAACUUCCUAAUU
This is a messenger RNA of Notechis scutatus (mainland tiger snake), 7416 nucleotides long. RefSeq names its product coiled-coil serine rich protein 2 (gene CCSER2). The record is from RefSeq and is a predicted model, not a curated record. Gene Ontology annotation, molecular function: microtubule binding. Gene Ontology annotation, biological process: microtubule bundle formation. Gene Ontology annotation, cellular component: microtubule cytoskeleton. NCBI's taxonomy places the organism in Eukaryota, Metazoa, Chordata, Lepidosauria, Squamata, Elapidae.